AUGGCCUUUACAGACUCCUCCGUCCCUCCCGCUGCCAGCCACACCGGCUUUCCAGCCCUCUGCAAGGUUGCCAACGAUGAUGGGGAUAAGGUCGGUACGCAGGACCCCUUCAUGGCGACACACCCGUCCUCUUCGCUACCGCCGUCGUGCGCCAGUUUGAUUCACUGCGUUCUGGGACGAUCCCUACCCUUUCUGCCGUCAUCGCCGUCGCGCAACGCCAACCCGCGAAGUGGUAGCAGCCUAGGUAUUGGUGGCCGUCUACGCUAUGGAACUGAUCCCAUGAGCUGUAGCGGUUCUCCGCAACUCAGUUACGAUGCCUCUGUCGCGGCCGACCCGUCGUCGCUCUCGCGCACGGUACCACACGGCAGCAGCAGCGACGAGGCCAACACGCUUGGGAAAGACUCCAUAUUGAAGGAAGAGGACGCCUUUCAGUCGCCGCACGGCACCCCCUCCGCUCCUACGGCGAUACGACGCUCGCUGUCGCCCACAGGAGCAGCGGCAGUGGUCCGGAAAGGAAUGCCGGCCGCACCAGUGCUGCUGCGCCACUCGCACGGCGGAAAAACACGUCUCUUGUACGCCGACGGUCACGUUGAGACAGUGGUGGCGGGUGGUGCAAGGAAGGCGCCAUCCAAACGUACGCAUGCGCCCCCUGCGGCGAGCCAUCGUCGCAUGUGCGCCGAUGACAAGAGAAGCCACCUUCGGACCUUGCCGCUGGACGCAGCCACGAGGGAGAAAGCAGCUCCUCUUCCGUCCCCUUCGGCGGACGGACGGUGGCUACUCGAAUCGUUUAACGCCGUGGCGCAGGUGCACCAGCAGCAGCUGCCGCCCCUGGUGGAGCCCAUCGCCACGCCGCCGGGGGCCGGCGCCGCCUCGUCCGCCAGUCCUCCCUCUCACGCUGCGGAGCGUAGGGCAGUGUGCCCGGUGGAGCCAAAGUCCAGCUGGCAGACGACGAAGAUCCCAUCGUGGUCUUUCGUGACCGCUGAGUCGCAGCCACAGAACCUGUUGCCGCGGCAACAGCAAGUUUCGACGAGCUUCACCCCUCCAUACUCUUCAGGGAAGACACCGCCAAGGCUGCCAGGCAACUUCAGCGACGGCACAGGCGAAGCUGAUCGCGCCAGGGAGGCCGCCGAGGCUGCAGGUGCUGAGGGCAGCAGUGGGCACAUGGCAGGCUUCCGGACCUUGAUGCCGACUGGACCGCCUCCGAUCACCCCAGCUGCCCUGGCUAGCCGUUACGAUGCCAACGAUAAAAGCAUACCCACCGCAGUGGCGUCCACAGUCAGUGUCCGACCCUCUUGCAGUACGAGCAACGUUGGGGAAGUCACCUUCAGCACGGCGGCGGACGACGCGACGACCGUAGUCGCGGCGAUGCAGCGUAGCAUUCGCGCGGAGCUAGCGGCCCAGCAGCGUGCUGGCGCGCAGGCCUUUGCGAGUCGCUACGCCCGAGACGUCUCCGCCUCGCCGUCUCUCUUCUCCCUCCGCUUCCCUGUCUGUCCGCUCUCCGAGCUGCACGCGUUUGCGGAUCGCCCUCACAACGAGGACGCCGCCGCCGCAUCGUGGGGCGCGCGGAGCACCGGUGAAUCCAGUGCAGCGUUUUCGGAGCGCCGAGAGACGGCCAGGACCACAAGUGGAGUCGAGGAGGCGCCUGCCAUUUCGCCCACUCGCUCACCACCACCGCCAGAGCAGACGCCCGACGUGCUGCUGCCAUACGCGCAGGUCACGACCCCGUCGGGUUUCACCGUACCGGAGCUGCUGCAGGACCGUCUGCUGCCACGCGAGACACCAACACUGCAGCACAAGCUGAGCAAACUUUAUGCCGUCCGAGGCCUCAUCGACGCGCGCGACUCCACGGCGUGUCGGUUCACGGUGUCCUUCAUGUGGUUUGUCCUCCUGCGGUGCCGCAAGGCACGCCGCGAACAGUCCCUGGUCAACGGCUACGGUCGCCUAUCGCACGCCUUCUCCAACGCUUUCCCGCACGUCGCCCUGGACGAGGCGUUGCCGCCGUUGGAUGUGCUGGAGCAGCUCCUGGUGGAGCUCCUGACCUGCUUGCGCUACUCAGUAAAGGUGCAAAGCGCGGCGAAUACUGCGACGAGUGCUGCCGUGGCAUCAAGCGCCGCAAGCGCUGCCCGCCCAUCACGGCACACAGAGGGGCUGUCGACGGCUGACGGUCUUGCCACUCUAACGAUGGCGUCAGGUAGGGAAGCGACCCCAACGCCGCCGCCAGCGUCUACGACGAACAAGACAAGCGACACUCCCAACGCGGCGAGCGCUGCCACGGCUCCAUCGAAGGUGCCGCUGCGCCUUCGGCUGCACGAGCACGGCGCCCACUUCCCGCUGCUGUUGAGCCCGACAUGGUCGAAACUGGUCAGCACGGGCACCGUCGAUACCGGCAGUGGCGACGGCUACCAAGAAUCGACGUACACGCAGCCGCAGGAGCAGCCGCACAGUCCACGUCGGCAAGAGGUGCAACGGAUGCUCCCCUCCGAAGACGCCUUGGCCAUUCUCUGGAAGGUAUAUCAGGAUCUGUGGCUACACCACAGCGAUUACGUGCAGCUAUGUCUGUACGAGGAGCUUCUGCAGAAGCAGCUCACCCUGCAGUUUGGCACCUUGGCAGUGCACCUGCAGCAGGGGGCCAUGAGCGCCGAGGCGUCGACAGCGGGCUCCACCACGCCGUCGUUCGGCGCCGGAGUCUCCCAAGGCCUCCGACCGUCGGUAACAUGGCGCUUGUCUGCUGUACCCAACACCACGCCCAACGCCCGCGGUGAGGGCUGUGGUGACCUCCGCACAAGCCGAAACGGCGCGCCGGCAUCGGGGGCCUAUCUGCGACCGUGGAGGGGCAGGAACACAACCGCCAUGAUGACGAACACGGCCGUUGCUGCCGCGGCCGCCGUUGCGCCUGCAGCGAUGCACGGUAUCCUCGAGAGCCUGCUGCUGCUCGUGGCGCACGCUACCUACUACAACUGUGUUUUCUGCUUCCCGAAUGACGUCUGCGCUGGCAUGUUCGACGAGGAGUUCCGCGCGGAUGUGAUGCGCUGGCUUUUCGCCUGCUGCCACGGUGUUUGCCUGACGCAUGUGCAGGUGCGGCACUGGCCAAUGCCGGCCAAGGGCGACUACACGGAUGCCCAGCUGAAGCACAGGGCCGCCACGGAGCUAGAGAUUUCGGCGCUGGGCCUGUUGCCGACGUGUGAGUCGCAAACGACGGGUCUUUUGCAUGCCGCUGUCGUUUUAGGGCUGCAAGGAAAGUCGUCGCUCACCGCCAUCGCUGAGGCUGCGCGGUCCGCCUCGCUCGUCACGGCCGCGGAGGACGGCGUCUUUGACGUUGGCGACGUCGAGGCCAACAGCGAGGCCCGGGUGAUCUACCAACUCGACCGAUACGGCCGCUCCGCUGCGCUGCACGUGGCAGAGCUCGAGCGGAGCAUGGCACUCCUCCAGCGGCGCCCCAUGGCAGGCGAUCUGUGUGGCAGCUGCAACUCACAGCUCGGGCUGCGUGGUGUUAGCGGGUCUAGUCGGACCCCCGGCAACAGUCGGGGCAGCUCCGCGGGUAGUGCGAGCCCAGCGCCGUCGCCGUUCAACGUGUACCCGAACCGUAUCGAGGUGGUGGUCACGGAGGCCAGCUCCCGCCGCUCGACGGCACGCAGGCAGACUGGGGCCAAGACAUUACGGCAGCAGAAGCACAGCAGCGCUGGCGGUUCUCCCACAACGGCAGUGGAGCCGCUGUCACAGUUCGUCGCCGCGGUCGACGCGCGCAGCAAUAGCGGUCGAGGAGGGUUAAAGCAUGGCGCAUCCAUCCAAAAUGGUUGUGGCAUGCAGUCGCCACGGCAGCCGCGCACGUCGAUUCUUGUGACAGCGGCCUCGCCCCACUCCCAUCGAGAGGAAGAAGCCCGCGCGCAGUACCGCACGAGUACGGCCGUGGCCGUGGGCAAGAGUCUGGUGACGCUGGCUGCGGAGCUUAGCCGUGGCAGCCACAAGGGCAGCGUCGCGAGAGCAACGUGGAAGACGAAUUCGGCGCAAUCGACCCGCCAAGAGAGCGAACACAGAGCGAGUGCCUCGGUGCGUGCUUUUCACGGUGCUGAUGCGAACGUCAGUGGCAGUGCUGCCGCUGUCAGUUGUGUGGCCGCGUUGGAGAAGAGGAACAGUGAGUGCUCCGCGACCAGAUUCCGAGCCCACCGGCGCGAGUUGUCUGCCGGCUCUCUGUUGUCUUCAAAUCCUCUCUGCGUCAGCCCCGCACCCAUCCGCGAUUACUGGCUGUCCAUGCUCCUGCGUGCCCCGUUCUGGUGGACGACGCGGACGGCGAUGGUGACGGCAGCAACGGUGGCCGGCGCAGAAGUCGCAAUGUCGCCUGCCACACUGCAGCAACAGAGCGCGCAGCUUGUGCUGUGGUCGUCCGUGCCGAUAGGCGCGGAUGGCGAAGCGGUACCGCUGCAGGAUCUGUGUCGCCUACAGCUCGAACCAUGGCGGGUGCUAUUAGCCGUCGCGGCGGUGCCGCCGAUCAGCAAGGAAGCCCAGCAGGCGGCGCACCAGAUGCGCGUCUACGGCAAGACAGUGCCUCCGCAGCAAGCACGCCUGUACAGGAUGGCGGAGCGGCAGAAGCUGCACCAUCAGCACAGUCGACAGAGGCGCUCGCAGGAGCACAGCCGAGAGCUGUCCGUGUUGGUGGCUCCCCAUCUCACGUUGGCGGUCACCGCGGCCAAGACAGCGGCGACGCCGAGCGGGCUCGCGCCUUCGGCUGCGGGCACCACGGAGCUGGAGAAGCCCGCCGUUAGUGUCAUCACACAGAGCUUCAGUGGAAGAUGGAGGAAAGGCAGCAGUGUAGGUGGCACCGCGGACCCUCUGCUCAUGUGCUCUGCAAUGCUGCCUCUCACGCCAUUCAACAUUCCGGAGGAGGCGGCAGCGCUGGAGGCGUCCACAACGACAGCCGCGGUGGUGGCCACCAGCGCGCCGGCUGUCGCGCACCCUCGACGUCGCGGCACCGGGGAGACCGACGAGGGUUGCACGUCUUCCUUCUCUGAGGUAUGCUCCCUCUCCUCGAUCCCGGCGUCGUCACACGCGUCCUCGAUGCCUGCGCACGGCAAGGGCGGCGAACGCAUCCGAUGGCGGGCGCAGCAGUACCGGAUGCACCGCAGCAGCCCGGGCAGCAGCAACGGUUGCCCUGACUCGACGGGUGUGACGACGUUGACCACGGCAGCCACGCCCAUGGCAUCCAAUUUUUGGAGUAUGAUGCCAAAUGGCGCCUUUUUGCCGCCCGCCUUGGCAAACAUACACCGCCGCACGCUAACGAACCCGAGUCUUACACCUCACAACACGGCCAUCGUGAAGUCGUUGUCGACGUGUCCUGGUGGCGCGGGCACGAGCAGCAACGGCGCCGCCAGCGAUACGAGGGGCACGGCAAACUGGCAAGGCGACAGCGUCUCCACCGCGCAUGCUCCGCACACGGAGCCAAGGCUGCGGUCGCGUCGGCUGGCCCCGCUGAAGAAGGAAGCCCUUCAUAGGCGCAUGCAGCUUCUAGCAGACCUCGACACGAUUAGCAAGCGAGACCAGGUGGUUCGACAACACUACAUGGUUCAGCACCUGCAGCUGUCCAGCGCGAUGACCUACACGCAGUCAGAGGCCAUGAUGCGGCGCUAUCGCGCACAGAGCCGUCUCGCGCUGGAGAGGCUGAUCUGCAGCGAGGUGGGCGACGCGACAGCGGUCCGUGCGGUGACGGAAAGGACGAAGGAGUUCAACUUCUAG
Molecule: messenger RNA, 5727 nt
Organism: Leishmania mexicana MHOM/GT/2001/U1103
Lineage: Eukaryota; Euglenozoa; Kinetoplastea; Trypanosomatida; Trypanosomatidae
Exons: 1
Coding region: 1-5727 (1908 amino acids)
Source: RefSeq, a predicted model, not a curated record